Scomber scombrus (Atlantic mackerel) is the source of this 5254-nucleotide messenger RNA. RefSeq names its product KIAA0947-like (H. sapiens) (gene ice1). The transcript has 20 exons. The coding region runs from base 108 to 4754 and encodes 1548 amino acids. The record is from RefSeq and is a predicted model, not a curated record. Lineage: Eukaryota; Metazoa; Chordata; Actinopteri; Scombriformes; Scombridae.
GUGAAGUUGUUAUGAACCUGAGGGAAAUUUCUACCACUGAGAGAUGAACAUCAGUUUAAGUAACACAACGCAACAACUGUAAGAGUUGAGGUGGAAUUUGUCUUACCAUGAUGCCAGGAGACAGCCAGUCCAAGACGCUCGCAGUCGGGGCGGACGCCACGGUUGGAAACUGUCAAAACUGUUGUGUUCUGCAUCAGAGCCUGACCGAGUAUGUCUCCUCAUUUCUGGCUCUGAAACAGAAGAUAACAGUUUCAGAUGACACAAUCAGGCUUCAACAGCAGCUGGAGGAGCUGCAGAUCAAAUUGGUCACUCUGGAGAAAAAGACUGCAGGUUAUGAAUCUUUGCAAGCUGAACUGGAAAAAAAUAAGAGUGCUCUUCAGGACUGUGGACAGAUGUCAGAAGAGAUGGAAAAAUUGAAGCAGGAGAACAGCAAGACAAUGACAGAGAAAAAGAAGCUUGAGGACCAGCUAAAGGAUGUGGAAGAACUGAUGGAAACGCAGUCACUUGAAAGUGCACAGCUGAAGAGGGAAAAGGCCAUAGUAGAAAAUGACUUGCUGAAAACACAGACAUCCUUGAGGAAAUCUGAGGCACAAGCAAGUCAAGUUGAACAAUUAAUAGAGGAGAAAGCCAAAACAACAAGCAUAAAGGAACACCUUGCAAGUAAAGUUAGGCAGCUUGAAGAAUCAGUUUCCAAACAGAAUCAUCAAAUAACCCAACUGACCAAAGACAAGAGCCUGCUGGAGAAACACAUUGAUGACAUGCAGGCAAGACUGAUUAAACUGGAGAGAGAAAGGAAUAAAGAAUAUCGCAGUGCAUCAACUCAAGCAAGACCACCCGAGGAGCAUAAAGUUGACAAAGAGAAGUUUCGCAUGCUUCUGGAGAACUUAUGGGUAUGUGUGGAACCUCAGCAGCGGCAGUCGGCAAACCUUCUGCACUUACCUGAAUCUAGCUCCAAUUGCAAGGAAGUUAUGUCCUCUCCACGAAACAGACUCUCUCAUUUGACUGACUCAUCCCAGUCUGUGUCUCACAGGAUGAGUGAAUCCCAAAGUCAACAGAUACAGACAAAAGCAACUUGUACACAGUUAAAACCCUCUCCUCGUACACAGAAGUCCAUCAAGCAACAGGCAUCUUCACAAUUUAAAAGUGACAAGAAGCAAACAGACACUCCCACAAAGGGCAAGCGAGUUUCCAAGAAACACAAAACUGGGGAGUCAUCCACAUGCAGGAACAGCCCCGACAUACCUGUUGAGGAGAUACUGGAAUUGUUUAAGCCACUUUUUGCCUGCAUAUCACCACUACCAGAUUUGGACCCUGAGAUGGAGUCUAUGGAAACAGAAGAUGGUGAAAAGGAAACCCCUUCCAGACCUUCUGAUGACUCUCUUCCUCCUCAACAAGAAGAGUCUGAACUCAUCACAACAUCAAGCCAUUGCCUAAAUGCUUCUACAUUACCAGGAAAGGAAAAUGAAGAUUUGCCAGUGGUCACAACACAGGAAAUGGAACAGAGUUCCAGUGAAAAUGACUCCAAAGACUUGGGACAUAAUGAGUUGAGUGUCAUUACUGAUGCUACUGAUAACAACGUAAUGAAGGACAUAAUACAUGGUACAGAUAGUGAAGAAAUUAAUCUUCAAAAAGACAUGCAGACUGAGCAGGAGCCAGCAACUUUGCAAUUUGUAUCUGCAUCAUUAAGUGCUGCAAGUCAGGAGCCGAGCAUCAAUGUCAGUCCCAGUAGCAGUACCAAUGAAGAUUCAGAAAAAGUAUCACUGGAACAUGCUCAAGGAGAGGCGAGCAAAGAUCAGUCGGCAAAUAUUGUACCAAUUUAUGUAGACACAACCUCUUCUGAUAUCACUGGUGCCAAAAUAAUCAACCCUGAUGGAGGAGAAUCACUCGGAGCAAGUGAUAACUCUGUAGUCUCUGAAGCUGCAUUAGAUGUACAGACAGUUACUUCCUCAAAAUGUAUAGACAAUGAGCAGGACAGCAAGGUUACAAAUGAUGAAAAUGACUCAGAAAAAGGAAAAACUAACCAGGACUCAAGUGGUUUAGGAUUGGGGAGUCAUGAUACCACAGUCUUGAAGCCCCAGGAGAAGGAAGGAUCUCUUUGCAAGGACUCAGAAAUGCCAGAAGAUAACCCCUGUUUGUCAAGCAGUGACAUCAUCAGUAGUGUGUCCAAUAAAAAUCUCGAAGAGAGAAAUGAAAGCGAUACAUCCAUAAACCCUCUCGGGGAAGAAAUUGGAAUUGAAGCACAACGAACUGAUACAGUCGAUGUAACCACUUCUCCCUGUGAUUCUAAUGGUGGCGUUAGACCUCCAUCACCUCAUAAUUCUUCAUUGUUGAAGAUGGAUGAUGCAGAUGAGGCCCAGCAGCGUUCUGGUCAUGCAAAUGAUGAAACUUCUUUAAUAAAAGAUGUUCACUCAGAGACAUUGAGCAGUGAGAUCACAGCAGAUCAUGGACCUUCUCUUUCUAACACAGAGACUAUUAACUGUGAAUCCUUUAAAGAAGACACACAUUCUCUGUGCAGGCGGUUGAGUCCAUUGUGUUUGUUACCCUCUAUAAAACUGCAGGCUUUGGAUACUCACCAAAACCAAAAAAAAGUGAACAUUGGCAUAAACAGUGAACACCUUUCUACAGAUGAGAAAACUACACAGCCUGAGAAAGAUGGUGUUGUAAAAAUGGCUACUUUCGAAGAGUCGCCUCAAAACAAAGUAAAUACAAGUGACAAGAUAGUGGGCAAAUCUUGUGUUCGGCAAACUGUCAGUCAUACUAACUCAUUCAAACAAAGCGCAGCUACCACAAGCAAACAAGACAAAUGUUUGAAGUCAUUUACAGAAGCACUUGAAAAACAAAGCCCAGAUAUGAUGAAAGAAGGGGCCUCCCCAGCUAGCCCACUGACAAAUGCUUCUGCAGAAACAACCAUCCAGCUAUCAGAUGCCAUCGGCCAAUUUCGCUGUGACAUCGGCCCUCCGCUCCCUCCUCUCCUAACCCCUCUGAGCACACCUCCAAAGCUGGGCAAACCAAUCAAUCCAAGGCAGGCUAUUGGGAAGCUUUUAUUUCCUUCGCCUCUGGAUAGAUUGGCUUCUCCUACCACUCCUGUCCAGACUUACUCAACACCCAACGGUCGGCUAGUGAGUUCCUCAUCCCUCAACAGUCCACUCCCUCCAAACGGAGUCCCCUCAUCACCCCUUCAGUUUGGCUCUGCCACCCCGAAACACGCUGUGCCAGUCCCCGGUCGCCUGCCCAUGACAGCAAUGAAUUCCUCUCCUUCCUCUGCCUCCAGUCCAUCUCAGGAAAACUCCAUGAGGAUUCUGGACACCAUGUACCCAGAGCUCUCUGCCCGCGCCCGAACUCUGAGCAUUCUCAGAGGGAACGUCAGCCUCAGCAUUUGUUCUUCAGAAACUGGGACAUUAACUACAGCAACCGACAGUCAGAUGUCCGGUUUUAAAACGAUCAAUUCCACUUCAACAGCCUUCACCAAGACUGAGACGAGGGGAGAAAAGAGACAAGCCAGCAAUUUGCCUCAACCUAAAAGCAGCAAAUGUCUCAGGAUGGAUAGCUGCUCUCCUGUUGUUAGCCGGAAGCAGGUGCCUUCCUCCUCCUCAAACAGUGGAGAUGAGAUUGCCUCACCCCAGACUCCGAGUGUCGAACUGCUCAAAAAUGAGAUCACUUGUCCAUUCAUGGAAGGUGAAGAACCCACAGAGCAAAAUCUAAUCGUUAACUUUUUUAAGAGAAUUGAAAACCAGGCCUUUGAUCUGUUGCCUGUGAUCAAGAGCCACCUGUAUGUCGGAAACCUGCCCAAAAAGCCUGUCCUGAGAGAUGAGGAGAAGGAGGUCAUCUCUGAGAUUUGUCAAAGCAACGUGCUCAAGGCAGAUGAUAUGAUGUUGGCAAUCCUGAACAAACUAAAAGCAGAGAAAAGAGACCUCAACAGAAACUACAUGCAUGCCCUCUGCAGAGUCUACACAGCAAUCUGCCGACAGAACAAAGACUGGGAGAAGGCUCAUGUCCUGGCUUACAGCAUUCUCACAGAAGAUUUCCCAGACUGUGCUAAACUGAUUUUGUUUAUGGUGACAACAUGGCCCAGUGUGCUGUCAAGCAGAAAUUGUCUGUGCCAGGCAGUACAUGCUGUCACCAGACAGAAAGCACCAGAAGAUGUCUUCAACUGCCUUUCAGCAUUCCUUGGUUGGGAGAAGAGUCCUCCCUGUGACAUCGACCAGCUGAUCUCCAGAACACUGUCUGAGAUCCGGUCAGGGUCAGGCCUGUCUUUCACAAAACACAGCCGGUACGGGGACGACCUGGGGCCUGAGGCUUGGGAAUGUGUCUUCACACUGCACCUCCUUUGUACACAAAAGACAUGGAAGUGGACCUAUGAACACUUGUUGGGCAAAGACUUGUGGCCAAUAAUGAACACAUGGGUGACACAGCCGAGAGACCAACAAGCCCCCGUCUCUGAUGUGACUGUUGCCACCGUCCUCAGGCUCAUAGCACGCCUUGGUCAACUGGGAAUCAAAGAGAGGUGUGUCUCCUCCGUGGUAACUGUUGCCAACGUCAUCAACACGUUCGGUAGACACGGACAGAGUGAAGGAGUGCCAUGGGAGGUCCAAUUAGCAGCAGUGUACUGCAUCUAUGAACUGUCUCCCUGCAAUCCCAAACAAGCACUGGAAGCACUUGCAGGGUGGAGAGGAGACACAUCUCAGAGUGCCCCCCCUGCUGUCACCAGCUGCAUUAACCAGUUAGCUUCCGUGUGCAGGCAGGUCAAAAGCUGAGAGAGAUGCACACACUGCACACAUACAUGUGGAUGUCAAGAUUCCAGUCUGCACUUAUUGUAAAGACAGGCUGAAUGUAAAUCUUCCAAAAACUUGAUUUUACAUAUGAGCUGUUUACCAUUUGUUUGUGAUUGGUCAACGACAGUUUCAGACUCUUUAGACUGUUGCAUUUUUGUUUUUCAUGCACUUGUACUCUAAAAUGAGCAUGUAAUGUAAAUUUCAGAUAUGUUCAUUCUAUUUUGUAUCAAAUGUUUCCUCAAUUUUUAAAGGCAUGAGCAUUUGGUCUCUGAAAACUUUUAACUGUCCUGUAAUAAAUAUCCCGACCCACUGGCUUUAUGCUGUACUCAGGUAAUGCUCUAAAAUAUUGUAAAACAUGUACAUGUCUUCUACUGUAGCUUUGGUGCUGUUGUAAAUAUUUCUUCAUUUGCUUGUUGUAAAUAUGAGGUGACCAUGCUUGCAAAAUAAGAAUGCCUAAGCGAAUGUUUGUACAGUUUAAAGUU